AUGGCUCCAAGCCUCCAAUCUUCCAUGUCCCCAUGUCUCCAAGCCUCCAUGUCUCCAUGCCUCCAAGCCUCCAAGUAUCCAAGCCUCUAUGCCUCCUUGCCUCCAUGCCUCCAAACCUCCAAGCCCCUAAGUCUCCAAGCCUCCAAGUCCCCAUGCCUCCAUGCCCCCAAGCCUCGAAGUCCCCAUGGCUCCAAGCCUCCAAGCCUCCAUGGCCUCAAAGCUUCAAUGUCCCAAUGCCUCAAUGCCUCCAUGUCUCCAAGCCUCCAUGUCUCCAUGCCUCCAAGCCUCCAACCUCCAAGUCUCCAUGCCUCCAAGACUCCAUGUCUGCAAGCCUGUCAGUCUGUAAGCCUCCAAAUCCCCAUGCCUCCAAACCUCCAAGCCACAAGUCUCCAGGCCUCCAAGUCCCCAUGCCUGCAAACUUCGAAGCCUCCAAAUUCCCAUGCCUCCAAGUCUCCAAGUCUCCAAGCCUCCAACCUUGCAAGUCUCCAAGCUUCCAAGUCUCCUUGCCUCCAAAUCUCGAAGCCUCCAAGUCCCCAUGCCUCCAAGCCUCAGAGCCUCCAUGUCUCCAUACCUCCAAGCCUCCAUGUCUCCAUGCUUCCAAGCCUCCAUGUCCCCAUGCCUCCAAGUCUCCAUGCCUUCAAGCUUCCAAGCCUCAAAGCAACCAAGUUUCCAAGCCUCCACGCCUCCAAGUCUACAUGCAUCCAAGCCUUCAAGCCCACAAGUCUCCAAGCCUCCAUGUCCUAA
Messenger RNA from Haliotis rubra (blacklip abalone), 744 nucleotides. Its product is annotated as extensin-1-like. Lineage: Eukaryota; Metazoa; Mollusca; Gastropoda; Lepetellida; Haliotidae. The coding region runs from base 1 to 744 and encodes 247 amino acids. The transcript is spliced from 2 exons. The record is from RefSeq and is a predicted model, not a curated record.